ACACUCAAACUUCGAUAGAUAAAUUUAAUUUGAUUUUUCCCCAUCGAAUCAAUUCUUGUUGUCCUGUUUCAAUCUAAUUAGGGUUUUUGGCUCUCAAGGGUUUAAUCAGAUUGGUUGGUUCGUUAACUUAAAGAAUCCUUUUCUUGACUUUCUCUUCUUCUUCUUUGUAUUCGUCUUUUGAAAAAUGGCGGUGUCUGCUAUCGGUUUCGAAGGAUUUGAGAAAAGGCUCGAAAUCUCAUUCUUUGAGACUAGUGUCUUUCUUGAUCCUGAAGGAAAGGGUCUUCGUGCACUUACUAAAUCCCAGUUAGAUGAGAUCUUGACUCCAGCAGAGUGCACAAUUGUUUCCUCUCUCUCAAACUCUUUGGUCGACUCUUACGUUCUCUCUGAGUCGAGCCUAUUUGUCUAUCCUUACAAGAUUAUCAUUAAAACAUGCGGGACUACGAAGCUUCUCUUUUCGAUCCCGCAUAUCAUUAGGCUAGCUGAUUCACUUUGCCUUACUGUCAAAUCUGUCCGCUACACUCGUGGUAGCUUUAUUUUCCCGGGAGCUCAAUCUUACCCUCACCGUAGCUUCUCAGAGGAAGUUGCUUUACUUGAUGGCUAUUUUGGUAAGCUCAAUGGAGGAAGCAAAGCUUUUGUGAUGGGAGGGUCAGAUAACAACCCUCAGAGAUGGCAUGUCUACUCUGCUUCUUCUGCUUAUGAAUCUGAUGUGGCUUGUGACAAACCUGUGUAUACAUUGGAGAUGUGCAUGACUGGUCUAGACAAGAAAAAAGCUUCGGUGUUCUUUAAAACCAAUUCGGUUUCAGCUUCUGAUAUGACUAGUAGCUCUGGGAUCAGAAACAUCCUUCCAGCCUCUGAAAUCUGUGAUUUUAAUUUUGAACCGUGCGGUUACUCGAUGAAUUCAGUUGAAGGAGAUACGGUUUCAACCAUCCAUGUGACCCCGGAAAACGGUUUUAGCUAUGCAAGCUUUGAAACAGUUGGGUAUGAUCUAAAGGCUUUGAACUUUAAGGAGUUGGUGGAUAGUGUUCUGGUUUCUUUUGAACCAAAAGAAUUCUCUGUAGCGGUGCAUGCUAAUCUUGGAACCGAGCUAUUGGCGUGUGAUUAUGUAGUUGAUGUGAAGGGAUACUUGAGCCAAGAGAGAGGACUAGAGGAGCUUGGACUUGAAGGUUCGAUUGUUUACCAGAAAUAUGUCAAAUCUGUUGAAUGUUGCUCACCAAAAUCUACUCUUGGGUUCUGUUGGAAAGAGGAAGAAGUGGUUAAAGAAGAAGAAUGAUGCUCUUUUUUUUAAGGUUCAUUUGUGUUUUGUUUUCGAAUAAGAGAGAACAUGUUAUGUUCUGAUGAAAGCAGUUCUUGUUUGUGUUUUUGAAGUUUGUAAUAGUUCUGUUCUCUUGUUUACUGCACCAGAAAGAUUUUAUGUGUUCUCUGCUUUGUUGUGUUUAAGCUUUGAAGAUCUUUUAGUCUUGUGUGCGUAUAAAAUUUUUAAUCUUCU
Molecule: messenger RNA, 1486 nt
Organism: Arabidopsis arenosa
Lineage: Eukaryota; Viridiplantae; Streptophyta; Magnoliopsida; Brassicales; Brassicaceae
Source: the annotation of a GenBank genome assembly